GCCGCGGCCCGGGGCGGCGAUGGCGGAGGCGGAGCGGGCGCCGCUUGUGGCCGAAAGUUGCCGGGACGGGGGCGGUGAGGAGCUCCCCCCCGCCAUGGAGCAGCGGGACGAGGCCGGCCCGGCGGCGGCAGAAGACGACGAGGCGCCCCCAGCCUCGCCGCCCCCAGCCUCGCCGCCUUUCUUCCUCCUCUACCCCGGCCAUGGAGGCGCCGCCGCGCCGCCCAGCGUGUGGAGACCCCCGGCGCCCCGCGGCGGGGCCGCCCUGCCGGUGCUGCUGCUGAGCUACCCGGGGCCGGAGGGAGCCGCCGGCGCCCAUCCUAAUUAUCUCAUGGCUAAUGAACGCAUGAACCUGAUGAACAUGGCAAAACUGAGUAUCAAGGGGUUGAUCGAAUCUGCACUUAAUCUGGGCAGGACGCUGGACUCUGACUAUGCACCUCUUCAGCAGUUCUUCGUUGUGAUGGAACAUUGCCUUAAACAUGGCUUGAAAGCCAAAAAGACUUUUCUUGGGCAAAAUAAGUCAUUUUGGGGACCUCUAGAACUAGUAGAAAAACUUGUUCCUGAAGCUGCAGAGAUUACAGCAAGUGUUAAGGAUCUCCCAGGUCUGAAGACACCUGUAGGUAGAGGAAGAGCUUGGCUUCGCCUGGCUCUAAUGCAGAAGAAGCUUUCAGAAUACAUGAAAGCCUUGAUUAACAGAAAGGAUCUUCUCAGUGAAUUUUACGAGCCUAAUGCACUAAUGAUGGAAGAAGAAGGUGCGAUCAUUGCUGGCCUGCUAGUAGGUUUGAAUGUCAUUGAUGCAAACUUCUGCAUGAAAGGAGAAGACCUGGAUUCACAGGUUGGAGUUAUUGAUUUCUCAAUGUAUUUGAAAGAUGGGAACAGCACAAAAGGCAGUGAAGGAGAUGGUCAAAUAACUGCUAUUUUGGACCAGAAGAACUAUGUAGAAGAACUCAACAGACACUUAAGUGCUACAGUGAACAACCUACAGGCAAAAGUGGAUGCUUUAGAAAAAUCCAACACUAAACUGACCGAGGAGCUUGCUGUUGCAAACAACAGGAUUAUUACACUGCAGGAAGAGAUGGAGCGGGUUAAAGAAGAAAGUUCUUACAUCUUGGAGUCCAAUCGUAAGGUCACUAAAGACAGAACUGCAGAUGGACAUGCACUGACUGAGGCACGAAAACAGUUAAAGGAAGAGACUCAGCUGCGGCUGGAUGUGGAAAAGGAGCUGGAGGUCCAGAUUGGGAUGAGACAGGAAAUGGAGUUAGCCAUGAAGAUGCUGGAGAAAGAUGUCUGCGAGAAGCAAGAUGCUCUGGUGGCGCUCAGACAGCAACUGGAUGAUCUCAGGGCCCUUAAGCAUGAACUAUCUUUCAAGCUGCAGAGUUCAGAUAUGGGAGUGAAACAGAAGAGUGAAUUAAACAGCCGUUUGGAAGAAAAAACAAAUCAGAUGGCUGCUACCAUUAAACAGCUUGAACAAAGAUUGCGACAGGCAGAGAAGGACCGUCAGUUGGCCCAGCAGGACAACCGUCUCUUCAAGCAGGAGUUUGGGGACAAAAUCAACAGCCUCCAGCUAGAAGUGGAAGAGCUCUCCAGGCAGCGGAGCCACCUUGAACUGGAACUGAAGCGAGAAAGAGACAGAUGGUCACAAAAUCACCAAAGCAGCCAAGGAAACAAAAAAGUCCCAAAGAAUUUGUUAAAACCGGAUGGGAAGCUCAAAAUCCAGGAAGAAAAUGCGAAACUGAAACAGCCUCUGAGAGAGGAAAACAGUGUCCUGACAUACAAGUUGCAGAGUGACACGCAGGAAGAGCAGGAACAGCCAUCAGGACCUGGAAACGCCCAGAUCUGCCAGCUCUGCCAGGAAGAAAGCAGCCGAAACAAGAAAAAGAAUAUCUGCAAGAACUGUGGCGGUAUCUUCUGCGAAGCCUGUUCAGCAAAUGAGCUGCCCCUCCCGUCCAGUAUUAACCCGGAGUCCGUCUGCAAUCCCUGUCACAAGCAACUCAUCCAGCAGUAUUCAACCAGUCCCUUGUAGGAGCCGGGCUGCAGAGAGUGGUGACCGUAAAAAUUGUUGUAGCUAAUCAAUGUCUCUGGGGUUGUUCAAGAGGAAUUUGAAGAGAAGAUGCUUGCCUGUGUUCUUGGGAGGUCAGAGGGGGAAGCAGCUUUGAUGGUGUUUAGUCUCUUGCGACUAAAACGAAGUCUGAGCCUUCCCUGUAGAAAAAUCUGCCAGUUCUCAGACCUGAGCUUGUGCCAGGGAGAACUGCUUGGGGAAUUUCACAUCGAGUAGCCAUAAGGUGUGACUGAGCAGCCUCAGGACACUGUGAGAACAGAGCCCCCACCCCCAAAAAGAGCCUUGUGUCUGUGUAUACAAGUCAGGAAUGUUGUCAUCCCCGAGCACGUCAUGUGAGGGCAUGCUGCUGCUAAGCAAUGGCUCACUGAAAGCAAAACAGGAGCAUUUUUUAAUCCUCAUGUCUGGCUGCACUUGAAAUACCAUUUCCCCUUUCCUUGCUGCCUUUGACAAUCUGGCUCAACCGUGCUACUUCAGUGCCAGGUGAAAGAGUCCAGGUAACACGCCAAAAAAAAAGUUUUCUGGCUUAAUUUCUUCAGUCCUCUAGCCAUGCGCUUGCUAUGCAAAUCAGUAUCAAACAAAACUGUGAAAUUAUCCUUUUUUAGGGACUUUGGAGGGGGGGCUAAGGUUGUUUUGUUUUUUUUUAAGGCGUGUGUGAUGUGAAAGCUCACCUGCACUGAUCUAGCAGGGAAGUGCUUUAAGGUAUCUCUGACCUUCUUACCAGAGACCCUCACUGUGACUUCACGGCCACAAAAUGGUGGUCAGUCCUAAGGGCUGCAACUCUGCUUCCUAUCUUGAUACAGCAUCUGGGGGAAUUUGAGUCACAAAUAUUUAAAUACAAAAUACUGUUACACAGAGGAUUUAGGGCCAUGUCUGUGCACCUCUCUUCUCUCCAUUGUGCAUGUGAAAGAGUGGUUGUAAUACAGCUCAUCUUUCACUGGUUUUGCUUUAGAUCACAAUGAAGGUGAUAUGAAGUCAAAGUACUUUGCACCUAUAAGAAAUCCUGAUCCGAACACAGUUUAGAGUUUUUGUGAUUCAUGCUACAUCUAUUUUUGCUGCUGUUAAAAGGAAUUGCAUGUUACUCAAAAAGCAGUGGUGGCUUCCUCGUAAAGCACGCAGUAUGUCAUAGUUUAUUUGGUCUAUUCUGUACUGGGAGACUUCAGUCUUUAGGGCCACAGUAUGUUUUGUAAUCUGUAGAAAACUGAUGUAUUUAUAUGUGACAAAUGUAUUUGGUUUUGUAGAAAUUCUAUUGGGGGUAGUGGUUUAACACCCCAGAGAGGAUUCUCCAUUCACUAGACUGGCUGGAACUGCACUAAAAAGCACGUCAAGAGUUGAGGUUCUUUAUGUGCUUGGUGCUAGAGUUUGUACCAAAAACUUCCCCUUUCCUACUUCCCCGUAGGCCUCGGUGUGUUCAGCCGCCCAAGUUCUCCAACUCCUCUUAGCGCCCUUCAUAGAGCACUAAACAGAGGGGAGCAACUUCCAACUUUCCCCUUAUCUGCUCUUUAGUCCCCCUGUGGUAGUUACCACAUGCAUUUCCUUGCUGCUAUCCCUUAAAGUAGGUUAAAAAAAAAUUGUAAAUAGCGUUGAAAUUGGGAAAAGCCUAGAAUUUAAGUGUGAGCAAACACUGCUUUGAAGGGGUGAGACACCACAGAUAAUGCACGAGAUACUGAAUUUAUUGUUAGUAGCUUUGUGUACACGUUGUACACACUUGGGAUAGCGAAUUCCUGCACCCAACCUAGAGUGACUCAUCCCCCAGGAGAAAGUCGGACCCAUGCAACUUCAGUGCUGGAGAAUUAAACUGGAAACCAGGCACUUACUGUGAAGUGACUUUAUUGCUGGGGCGUCCGAGCAAUUUUGCAGCUCUGGAAUCACAGCUUAUUUGUGACCUGUAUGUAGCUUUCUGCUGCUUCACCAGGAGUGGCUGCUGCUCUGCUUGCUUGUAGUGAAUGUUGUGAUCAUCUUCGUGUAAAAAGCAGGACAGUUCUUGAGCAGGUCCUUUAUCGUUACACGAGAUCUCUAUGAACAAGCAGCCCUUUCCGGAGGCAGCUGAAAACCCUUCGAAAUAUGGCGCCGGCUGCUGUAACAGAAACUGGCGUUCAGAAAGACCAGAGCACGACCAAGUUGGCUGUCAGUCGCGUCAACAGUCGCUGCCUUCCUGGUUUAUCUUGGUGAAAGGCUCUGCUUUUAAGUACUGGAUGUUACACUUGGUGAUGCUGCAGAUGUUAAAGGCAUGUUUGCUCAGGUAGUGCUGGAUUUUUGGGUUCAUACCUGGACAUUUGGAUGGGGCGGAGCAGAAGGCUGUUUUUCUGUUGUUAAUUUUGUUCCACAUGCAACAAUAAAAACUUUCUCAUCUGU
Molecule: messenger RNA, 4408 nt
Organism: Cygnus atratus (black swan)
Lineage: Eukaryota; Metazoa; Chordata; Aves; Anseriformes; Anatidae
Gene: RUFY3
Product: RUN and FYVE domain containing 3
Exons: 18
Coding region: 20-2020 (666 amino acids)
Biological process (GO): regulation of axonogenesis
Cellular component (GO): cytoplasm
Molecular function (GO): metal ion binding
Source: RefSeq, a predicted model, not a curated record